UGAUCUCUUGGAAUUUUUCUUUUUUCUCCUUGUUUUGAGAGGAGAAAGUCCGGUAAUAAAAAUAUAAUGUACGAUGUUCAUGCAUGCUGUAGUAAAAUUCAUGGGAUGGGAGAUGGAAUAGAACUAUCAUGGAAAGGGCCCAAACCGAGGCAUCCAACUCUAUGAUGGGCUAUUUAUUUUCAUUUACAUUCUUUCUGUAAGUGCGAACACAGCAAAAAUUAAUUAGAUGCUUUAACUAAAAAGAUUCCACUAAAAUAAUAUUUUUAAAACGAGUAAUAAAAUAAUUUUGUAGUUAAUGACCGAUAUUCAAUUUAUUAUUCCUUUAGCAACAGAAAUUCAAAAUAAGCAAGGAUGGCCUCUAUACAUUUACAUUAACAAAUAUAUUAAUAAAAAAUUAAUUCCAUCAGAAAUAAAAAUUAAAAAAAAUUUCCAUGAUAAUGACCAUCGCUAUGUUUUUAGAAAUCCUUAUUCUGAUUUUACUUAUGACGAAAAUGAUUUAAAAAUGGAGGCGUUAAUGACCGAUUUUAUUUCGAAUUUUGUUAUUUAUGGGCAAGUUUUAUUUGAAAAUUUGAAAGAAUUUUUUUAUAGAGGGGUGAGCACUUGGAUAGAUUUUAGAAUAGAGACAGGGGAUGGGUAG
Messenger RNA from Meloidogyne enterolobii, 637 nucleotides. Lineage: Eukaryota; Metazoa; Nematoda; Chromadorea; Rhabditida; Meloidogynidae. The record is from the annotation of a GenBank genome assembly.